This is a messenger RNA of Brassica rapa (field mustard), 6814 nucleotides long. RefSeq names its product protein STICHEL-like. Lineage: Eukaryota; Viridiplantae; Streptophyta; Magnoliopsida; Brassicales; Brassicaceae. Gene Ontology annotation, molecular function: DNA-directed DNA polymerase activity; ATP hydrolysis activity; ATP binding. Gene Ontology annotation, cellular component: DNA replication factor C complex; DNA polymerase III complex. Gene Ontology annotation, biological process: DNA-templated DNA replication; DNA repair. The record is from RefSeq and is a predicted model, not a curated record.
UAAACUAAUUAUAGGACGACUAAAAAUUUAUAAAGUUUUAAAAAUUGUAAAAAUAAUUGAAAAUCUUUUUAGUCAUAAAAUUGUAUAAUUAUAAAAAUUACAAAUAAAUAAUAUUUCGAAAUUUGUAUAAUAAUAGUAUAUAUAUAUAUAUAUAUCUAUUAUUAUAUUAUUCAAUGUCAUAUUUGGAUAUAUUUAUUUUAGUAAAGAUGUAUAAAUGUAAUUGUCUAUAUUGCAUUUAUCCAUCUAUAUAUAUAAAGUUGAGAUUGUUUCUCUCUCAAAGUAUCCACCUACGAUUCCAACUCACUAAUUCGUGCAUCCUAGAGCCGCCACGUGUCACGGUCUUUAAAACACAUCGUUUCAUUUAAUUUGGUAAGCAAUAUUUGUGGGCUUCGAUUAGAAUUGAGUUUUAUUUUUUGCUUAAUAAAGCUCAUUCACUACAAGAAAAAUAAGUGAUACUUGACAACCAUAUUAAACAGAAUUUUAUCGGGAACGAGUGUUUCCUAUCAUUUUUUGACAAUCCUAAUUUCAUCGGAGUUUGGGUCUAGAAAAUCACCAUUUUUUGGAAAAUUCUCAGUAAGUUACGAUAACAUAUAUUGUCAGAAAUUUUCAUCGGAAAAUCAUCUGAAUGUACCGAUAACUUUUUGAGUAAUCCACCUCCGAUUAAUUUUCGCCAGCUGAAAAUAUUUAUAUAUAAAAACAAUUAUUUUAAUUAAAUUAUAAAAAUAUUAAAAAUCUUCAUAUAUUUCAUUGCAUUAAUAAAUGUAAAAAUUCAACAACAACAAAAAAUCAAAAAGAAAGAACGGAUCUCCUGUUGGCAAUAAAUUUGAUAAAAUUGGUGGUUUAUGAUGCAACGGUGGUGAUAACGGAUGAGAAGUGAGAGGAAUGGAAGUAGUGGUAAACAGAGUUGUAGCGGUGGUCGUGCAAGGAGUUGCAGCAGCAAGUCGUGGUAGCAGCGGUGAAGGAGUUGCGGCAGUGGCGGUGCAAGGAGUUGGGGCAGAGGCCAUGAAGGAGUUGCGGCAGUGGCGGUGAAAGAUGUGUGGACAGUGGUGGUGCAAGGAUUUGCGGCAGUUGCAGUGGAACCAAGAGUUUCACGAUGGUUCUUUUGUACAAGAAAGUAGAUCUAAAAAGAAAAGAGAGAAAGAUUGGGAAGAUUUGUGACAAAAAAAAAAAAAAUUGGGAAGAAGAAAAAUAAAGAUAUGAAAUUAAAGAGAUAGUACUGACAGCUCUUUUCCACCAUUUGUUUUAUCUAUAGAUAAAAUUAAGAACGAUUAAUAAAAAAAAUAGUUUUAUGCUAAAACACAACCAUUUUGUCCAGAAUCUUUUUUCCAUUACACGUUUCAGUUUGAUCAAAUUAAAACAAAAAAUUAUAUAUAUAUUGUCAAUUGCAAAACUGUAAAUAUAGUUAGAUUGAUAAAUCUAUUUAAUCACUAAACUAAAAACUAUUUAUAUGUUAGUUUGUUCUUAAGACUGGAGACGACAAUUCAAUUAUUCUAAAGCUGAUUUUUUUAUAAAAAAAAAUCAGUUGUAAAUUAAAUUAAUUUUUACAUAAAAAUUUGAAUGAACAAGAUAAAAGACUAUUUUGAUCCUAUCUAACGUUUAAUUAGCUUUUAUUCAUGUAGUUUGCUUUCUUAAAUAUAAUUUUCAGUUAUGGAAAUUAAAUAAUAUUAGUACAAAUAAUUUUAGUUCGUUCAUAAUAAAUAAAACAAAACAAUUUUUUAAUUUAUCUACCAUAAUAUAUUUGUGUAACCGGUUCAUUGUAUAUUUAAGGUAUAUUUAAUUCAUAUGAAACCAAAACUUAAUAUAUACUCAAAAUUUUGUAAAAUGAAACAACGUGAAGACUAUUUAAAUCACUCACAGUAUAUCAAUAUCACAACUUUAUAACAUAAAGACAACAAUUAUUUUUUUUGGACAACAUAAACAAGUAUUGUAAACAAGAAAAAUAUAUCUUAUUACAUAUAAUCUCUCAUGAUCUAAAGCUUUCUAAAAGACAAAAAAUUAUUAUCAUACACAUUUCUUGCAAAUAAAAUCUUAAAACAUAAAUCAUAAAAUUAUACAAAAAAUAAUAAUAUAGAUCACAAGUAAAAUAUAUCUCAUCCUUAAAUUAUAUUAUCAUUUCUACUAUGUCAUGUCAUAUUUAUUUAUUGAUUAUGGUCAAACUGUUCACACUCAUCUUGUUUUAUUUUCUCCUUCCUAUUUUUUUUUUUUGUUUAAUCACGCUAUGUCUCACUAUUCAUCUAACUCAGCCUAUCGAUCCAUCUUGUUUUCAGCUGCAAAAUUAUUACUGACAUCUUCUUUUACAAAGAAAUAAAAAUAUUAUAAAAGUAAAUUUAAAAAGUACCCGACCAAAAGGUGAAUCCGACAUUUUUCCUUUGGUAGUUAACAGUUCUCAUCUUCAUUUCCACUUUCUCUUCCAAAAAAGACAUUUAAAAUAAAAUAUUUAAUAAUAGAAAAUCAUUGAAUUUUUAAAAUCUCUCUGUGUCGCAGACGCAGGCAACAUAUGUAUUCAGAACUCGUGAUUCAUCAUUUCGUUUUGAGUUCAAGCUCCGGCGAUGCAUAACCCCUAGGCGGCGUAGCUCCGACGAAACACGUAUAACUAUAUAUAUAUAUUAAAAAAAAUAUUUAUCGUUUCGUACCGUUUCUUCGUUAAUUCAUGGAUCUACUGUAUUGUUGCUUCUUCUGAUUUGUGCACUUUCAUUGUAUCCACCGUGAAGUUCUUAUAUAGCGUCCGCUUGUGAGCACACGAACCAGUUAUGUAACGCCACUGAAAACAGAGAGGAGGGAAGGGAAGCACUUGUGUGUUUCGAAAUGUCUGGCUCGAGAGUAUCGGAUCUGAGCAAGUUGCAUCUCAAGAGAGAGCUGACUCAAAUCAAGAAAGCUUCCCGCGUUCUACGCGAUCCAGGCACCUCUUCCUCCUGGAGAUCCCCUCUCACCUCCUCCAGAUCCGUCUCCGCGACUGUGCCUGCGGUUCUGGAGCCUCCGGUGUGCAGAAACAAUGCUCUAAAAGGGAAGGAGAAGAAAGUGUUCUUACACAACUGGAAUACUAACAAUGAAUCUUCAUGGACACAACAAGCUAGUCUCAACAACGACGACGAUGGUGAUGAUGUGAGUGAUGCAAGGAAGGGUGGCUAUUCGAUGACUUUCAGGUGCAGAGACACCAAUCUAGCGUCAAAGAGGAGGAAGAAGAGUAAGAGAAACAACAUAGUGGCUAGAAGGAGAUGUGACUCUGCUGAACUAUCAGACGAAACAGAGGAUCCAAGGCACAUCACUGUUGCAUCUCAUUUGCUUUUGAAGCAGCUUAAUCGCAAGAACUGGUCACGUUCUUUGAUAACUAGUAGAAAAGAGGAUUCUUCAUGUACUCAUAACAGCACACCAAGCUCCUUCAACAUCUACGCUCUUCGUAAUCCAAACAACGUUGGAUCUUGGGAUGGUACCACUACAACUUGCGACGGCGAUGGUGAUGAGUUGGAUGGUAACUUGGAUUCACCAGGGAGAAAACAAGGCUGUGGCAUUUGGACCAAGAAGGCUACGAAAGGUGGGUGCAGAAGCUGUUGCUCUCCUUCCUUGUCUGAUACUUUGAGAAGUAGCAUUUUAUGUGGGAGUGGACCGGUGUAUCAUCGUAGACAUAAUAAACACAAGAUUGGUUCAAGAAGUGCUCAAGGUGUUUUGCCUUUGCUCACUUAUGGUGGUGAUGGGAGAGGAGGGUCUUCUCAAGGAACCGGGCGCAGUGAUGAUGAUGAUGAUGAGCUUGAUUUAGAGGCUCAGAGUAGAUUAGAUGGGAGGAGGUGGUCUACUAGUUGUAGGAGUGAGGUUGUAGCGGUAGAUGGAAGUACACAAAGCUUCAGCCAAAAGUACAGACCGAUGUUUUUCGAUGAACUGAUUGGUCAGAGUAUAUGGCGCAGCGUACGAAUGGUUGUUGAGUCACUAAUGAACGCACUAAAAAGGUGUAGGAUCACUCCUUUUUAUCUCUUCCAUGGUCCUAGAGGAACUGGCAAGACAUCGACCGCGAAGAUUUUUUCAGCAGCCUUGAACUGUGUGGCUAUUGAAGAGAUGAAGCCUUGUGGUUACUGUAAAGAAUGCAAUGAGUUCAUCUCUGGGAAGAGUAAGGACUUUUGUGAAGUUGAUGGAGAUGAUAAGGUUAGGUACCUUUUGAGAAACAUUCCAAGGAAGUCCUCAACAUACAAGGUGUUUGUGAUAGAUGAGUGUCAUUUGUUACCAUCUAAGACGUGGCUGUCUUUUCUUAAGUUCCUUGAGAACCCUUUGAAGAAAGUUCUCUUCGUAUUUAUAACGACGGAUCUUGAUAAUGUCCCUCGGACCAUUCAGUCAAGGUGUCAGAAGUUCCUAUUUGACAAAGUUAAAGAUGCAGACAUAGUAGUGAGACUGAAGAAGAUUGCUUCAGACGAGAAUCUUGAUGUGGAAUCUGACGCGUUGGAACUGAUUGCUAGGAACGCGGAUGGUUCACUUAGAGAUGCUGAAACUAUGUUGGAGCAGCUGAGUUUGCUGGGGAAACGUAUCACCACUGGUCUAGUAAACGAGCUAGUGGGUGUUGUUUCAGAUGAAAAAAUGCUGAAACUUUUGGAAUUAGCAUUGUCAUCUGAUACGGCAGAGACAGUGAAGAGGGCUAGAGAGGUAUUGGACCUUGGAGCUGACCCAAUAGUCUUGAUGUCCCAACUAGCUAGUCUUAUCAUGGACAUCAUUGCUGGUACAUACAAGGUGGUAGACGAAAAGUACAGCGAAGCCUUCCUUGACGGACGAAACUUGAGUGAAGCGGAUAUGGAGGGACUAAAACACGCUUUAAAACUUCUUUCUGAGGCUGAGAAGCAGCUUAGAGUUUCUAAUGACCGUUCAACCUGGUUCACAGCGACUUUGCUUCAGCUUGGGUCAAUGCCUUCUCCUGGAACCACGCUUACAGGAUGUAGCAGUAGAAGGCAAAGCUCUAGAGCCACUGAUGACGACCCGUCAAGCGUUUCAAGGGAGGUGAUGGCUUACAAACAGAGAAUAGGAGGGCUUCACUUUAGUAAGUCGGCAUCGCCAAAAAGAAGCGGAAAGCAUACCCAUGAAGCGAGUUCUUUCUCCAGGGUUAUCGAUAAUACAUGCUAUAAAGCCUCCUCGUCUAGCCAAACUCCAGAGAGAGAAGCCUCCAAUGCCUCACAUGGCAAUAGUACUGCAAGCACCAUGAUGCUUACUCAAAGAAGUUCAGAGAAACUAAAUGAGAUAUGGAGAAAAUGUGUAGAAAUAUGCCAUUCCAGAACAUUGAGGCAGCUGCUCUAUACUCAUGGGAAACUUAUAUCUAUCAGUGAAGUUGAAGGUAUUCUAGUUGCUUAUAUAGCGUUUGGAGAAACCAAGAUCAAAACAAGAGCUGAAAGGUUUCUAAGCAGUAUCACAAACUCGAUGGAAAUGGUACUAAGGAGAAGCUUAGACGUCAGGAUACUACUCUUGCCUGAAACCGAGCCACUCGUAGUCCCUUACCAAACCGGGAAACCAGAUAUGACAAACAAAGUUGGAGAUCUACAUGCUGCAACAGACCUUGGAGUUGGUAGCAGUGAAGAAGGCAGAUCAAAGAUCCCAAUGCAAAGGAUAGAAUCAAUCAUCCGAGAACAAAGAUUAGAAACAGCAUGGUUACAAACCGCUGAUAAAGACACGCCUGGAUCACUAACACGGAUAAAACCUGAAAGGAAUCAGAUUCUACCUCAAGAAGACACUUAUCGCCAACCUUCUGCUGUUUCUCCUUCCGGAUUAAAUAAUGACGUUAAGCUUUUGAGAAUUGGCGAAAAUGGUGAGCUUAAAGAGAAUCUAACUGGGAGCUGUCCUCUUUCCCCGAGCUUACUUCAUGAUUCUAAGUUUGGACACAAGAAAGACAAUAUGUAAGUCCCUCAUUGUCCUUGUUGAUUCAUGCCUAUUGCCUAAGUUGGUUGUGUGUGAACAUUUUGGCUUUGGUUGUGUAGAGGAGGAUACGAAUCAGGAACAAGGAGAGUUGGUUGUAAUAUGUUACUUUGUUGGAACACAAACAAGACUCGAAGAAGUAGCAAGGUUUGUGCUAAUCAAAUCCAAACUGGUCUUUCUUUUUAAUAUUUUGAUUCUGUUUAUUUUUCUAAUUUUUUUCUUUUGGGGAUUUGGUUUAUCCUAAACAGGGUAAGGGAACUCAUGUUCGUCCCCGAAGAAGUGGGAAGAGAGGGUUCUCUCUGUUUAAUGGAUGUGCUAAGCCAAGGAAACCAGCAGGUAAAUUGAGAAGAUGAAACUUUUAGUUUCAAAGUCAUGAAAACAAAAUUGUUUCACUCAAGCUCAAAUUUAUCAUAUGUUCUUCCACUUCUAUAUAGUUUUCCUUAAGUCUAUUUGAUCAUUGAUAUGUCAAAGAAUAGCUUUAGUUAAUUCACUGUAAAGUUCCUACCACAUUGAGUUUAAUAGACUUCAUUUUUGUUUUCUUUUUAUGAAACUUCAGAAAUGUUACUAUGUAAUUUAAUAAAAUGUCAGAGAGUAGUUCAAUCUUUAGCAAUGGUUUUUGACCUUUUUAUGUACUAAUGUUUUUAUUUGAAACAACAAAUCAAGUGUUAAAGUCGUAGCAACGUUUUUAUUAAAUUACUAGUUUGUAUGGAAUAAGUAUAACUAACGUGUUAUCUCAUGUGAAUCUGUGAACCCAGAAAAAAAUUGACACAAACCACAACAUAUGUUAUGUGUUGCACAACUUGUGUAAUCUUUCAAACAAACGUCCAAUUUGUAAAUCUUAUCAAUAAUGUGUUGAUGAUUCUCUUCUCACUUUUUUGACAAAUGUAGAUGAUUCUUUUGAUUCUUCUUUUCCAUAAGAAUCAACGAGAACAAC